AGUUGUCAACUUGCGCCGUGGACCUGCUGGUUGAACUCUUCGAUCCUCUCUGGAGGGAAUACUAUCUCUGUAGCACAACAUGCCGAAAAGGAAGUCUCCUGAAGGGGCCCAUGCCAAGGAUGCCUCCAAGGUCACCAAGCAGAAGGUCACCAAGCAGGAGCCCACCAGGCGUUCAGAGAGGUUGUCAUCGAAACCAGCUCCUCCCAAACCUGUUGAGGUCAAGCCUAAGAAGGCUAUCACCAAGGACAUGAAGGAAAAGAAAGGUGGCGCUAAGGUGAAGGAGGAUGGCCCCUCCCAUAACGGACAGGCUACGACUGAGGAGACUGAGGCUGUGAAGGCGGAGUCGGUCAAGGAGAAGGAAUGAGGAAGUGGGGGGGUCUUUCUCUGACUCCUCCCAAACCAGUACCAUGGAAACGGAGGAUAUUUUUUUCCAGGAUUUUGUAAAAUGCUGAUUUUUGUUUGUCCUGUGAUACUAGCAAAGAUAACCAGCAGCAACCCACAUCCACACUCCUCCUUACAGUUGUGUGUGUCUCUCUCUCGCUCUCGCUCUCGCUCUCGCUCUCGCUCUCGCUCUCGCUCUCGCUCCUUUCCUAAAAGACAGAAUGAAGUGACAUGUUUUUAUAAAAUGGCCGCAAGUAUUCUUCCUCUGGCAGUGGGAGUCACCAUGGUCACCACCAGCCUCAUGGGGUCACCAUGGUGAUGCCUCUCAGUUCCUUUCUAAACAAUGUCAUGUCCUCUUGACCGCGGUGGCUCUUUUGUGAUGACAUCGCUGUAAAUUAAGUGGACCUUCCACCUCUGACAUCAGAGACCCAAGGGUCAGACUAGGCUCCUAUGACAUCACAAGUGACCUUAGACCCUGACCUGAGGUGUUGCCAUGGUGAAUAUUUGCAGCUUUUUAAACAGAUUUAGAAGUGUUCAGAAUCGCCAGCCAUUCUUGUGUUGUAAUUUGUGAGUCUGUGGUUGUCUGUCAGAGCAGACUGUUCUAGAACUCUGGCUUCCAGAACCUCUGGGUUCCACCCUGGUUGUCUGUCAGGGCAGACUGUUCUAGAACUCUGGCUUCCAGAACCUCUGGGUUCCACCCUGGUUGUCUGUCAGAGCAGACUGUUCUAGAACUCUGGCUUCCAGAACCUCUGGGUUCCACCCUGGUUGUCUGUCAGAGCAGACUGUUCUAGAACUCUGGCUUCCAGAACCUCUGGGUUCCAGGCUGGUUGUCUGUCAGAGCAGACUGUUCUAGAACUCUGGCUUCCAGAACCUCUGGGUUCCACCCUGGUUGUCUGUCAGCACAGACUGUUCUAGAACUCUGGCUUCCAGAACCUCUGGGUUCCACCCUGGUUGUCUGUCAGAGCAGACUGUUCUAGAACUCUGGCUUCCAGAACCUCUGGGUUCCACCCUGGUUGUCUGUCAGAUAAGACUGUUCUAGAACUCUGGCUUCCAGAACCUCUGGGUUCCAGGCUGGUUGUCUGUCAGAGCAGACUGUUCUAGAACUCUGGCUUCCAGAACCUCUGGGUUCCACCCUGGUUGUCUGUCAGCACAGACUGUUCUAGAACUCUGGCUUCCAGAACCUCUGGGUUCCACCCUGGUUGUCUGUCAGUACAGACUGUUCUAGAACUCUGGCUUCCAGAACCUCUGGGUUCCACCCUGGUUGUCUAUCAGUACAGACUGUUCUAGAACUCUGGCUUCCAGAACCUCUGGGUUCCACCCUGGUUGUCUGUCAGUACAGACUGUUCUAGAACUCUGGCUUCCAGAACCUCUGGGUUCCACCCUGGUUGUCUGUCAGAUCAGACUGUUCUCGAACUCUGGCUUCCAGAACCUCUGGGUUCCACCCUGGUUGUCUGUCAGGGCAGACUGUUCUAGAACUCUGGCUUCCAGAACCUCUGGGUUCCACCCUGGUUGUCUGUCAGUACAGACUGUUCUAGAACUCUGGCUUCCAGAACCUCUGGGUUCCACCCUGGUUGUCUGUCAGAGCAGCAUAGCUAUAACAAGUGGGGCUUCUGUUCUAGAACUCUGAGGCUUCUAGAACCUCUCUGGGUUCCAUCCUGCCUGUGGGAAAACAUUAUUUUGAAAUAAAA
Salvelinus namaycush (lake trout) is the source of this 2069-nucleotide messenger RNA. RefSeq names its product high mobility group nucleosome-binding domain-containing protein 3-like. Gene Ontology annotation, molecular function: nucleosomal DNA binding. The coding region runs from base 80 to 364 and encodes 94 amino acids. Gene Ontology annotation, cellular component: nucleus; chromatin. NCBI's taxonomy places the organism in Eukaryota, Metazoa, Chordata, Actinopteri, Salmoniformes, Salmonidae. The record is from RefSeq and is a predicted model, not a curated record. The transcript has 6 exons.